This is a messenger RNA of Pygocentrus nattereri (red-bellied piranha), 5866 nucleotides long. RefSeq names its product cadherin-7-like. Lineage: Eukaryota; Metazoa; Chordata; Actinopteri; Characiformes; Serrasalmidae. The transcript has 12 exons. Gene Ontology annotation, cellular component: plasma membrane; catenin complex; adherens junction. Gene Ontology annotation, biological process: calcium-dependent cell-cell adhesion; multicellular organism development; cell-cell junction assembly. Bases 634 to 3045 code for a protein of 803 amino acids. Gene Ontology annotation, molecular function: cadherin binding; calcium ion binding. The record is from RefSeq and is a predicted model, not a curated record.
GUCUUUACGCAUCUUCGCUCCUGCGCGCGCCUCCGGAUUACACCUGCAGUCUCCGUUUAUUUUAUGUUUUAUCAGGUGCUGUGAUGAUGAUGAUGAUGAUGAUGAUGAUGAUGAUGAUGGUGAUAAAGAUGAAGAUGAGGAGGAGCAAGUGUGUCUGUUGGUGAAGACCCGGGCUCGUGAGACUCUCCGCAGCUGCUCGUGCGUCAGAACUUUUUGAGCGUGUGUUCGCCGGUGAGGCUGUCCGGCGCCGCGAGCUGACCGUCCGUCUCCGGGCGUUGCUGCCACGCGCGGUGCCGACUUCUCCUGUCCCAUGAAGAAGGGAUUUCCUCCCUGACCUCCGUUCUUCUGGCCUCAAAGGGAGCCUCAUUGUUCUUCCAUCCCUGAGGAGUUUCAUCACUAAGUCAUACGAGCAACACCAGAAGCAACGCACUAAACUGCCAAGGUCUGCGUUUUUUCCUCCCUCGCUCUUUUACUUUUUUUAUGACUACGUUUUUCUUAUUUUUUCUCACUUUUUCACUCUUUUGCUUAGUUGAACACUUCGUCACGUAAGAGCCCAGAAUUCCGUGCAGCCGCUCCGUCGGCGUAGGUAUUUCUUUUUCUUUUCUUUUUUUUUUUUUUUAAGGGCCCGUCCAGAUGUCCUGCUGUGGCCCCCUCAUGUUUAGCCCCAUCUGGCUAGCAGUUCUACUUCUCCCCCUAGUGGACUUGGGACGCUGGGGGUUAAGCUCAGGGGUCAGCGGCACAACAUCAGAGCCCCGGAAGGCCCCUGGAGCCCCUUGGGAAAGCCUGCAAAGACAGAAAAGAAACUGGGUGUGGAAUCAGUUCUUUGUUCUGGAGGAAUACACCGGCACUGACCCGCUUUACGUCGGCAAGCUCCACUCAGACGUAGAUAAGGGAGAUGGAAAUGUAAAGUAUGUCUUGACCGGCGAGGGCGCGUCCUCCAUCUUCACCAUCGAUGAAAACACAGGGGAUAUCCACGCCACCAAACGUCUGGACCGCGAGGAGCAGGGAUACUACACCCUGCGGGCGCAAGCUGUUGACCGCGAGACCAACAUACCAGUGGAGGACGAGUCGGAGUUCAUCGUCAAGGUGCAGGACAUCAAUGACAAUGAACCCAAGUUUCCUGAUGGACCGUACACAGCCGGAGUGCCCGAGAUGUCUCCUCUUGGCACCACGGUGGUCCAGGUGGCGGCGACGGACGCAGAUGACCCCACAUAUGGCCACAGCGCGAGAGUCGUGUACAGCAUCAUCCACGGGCAGCCGUACUUCUCCGUGGAGCCCAAAACAGGAAUUGUACGAACAGCCCUGCCCAACAUGGACCGUGAGACACGGGACGAGUACGUGCUAGUCAUCCAGGCCAAGGACAUGAUGGGUCAGCUCGGCGGCCUGUCCGGCACCACCUCUGUAACGGUUACUCUGACUGACGUCAACGACAAUCCGCCUCGUUUCUCCCGAAAGCUGUAUCAGUACUCCGUGCUGGAGUCUGUGCCUGUGGCAUCUGUGGUGGCCAGACUGAAGGCAGCAGACCCAGAUAUUGGAUCCAACGCUGAGAUGGACUACCGCAUAGUGGACGGAGAUGGGCCCGGCCUGUUCAACAUCACCACGGACGAGGAGACGCAGGAGGGAGUCAUCAUUCUGCAGAGGCCUCUAGACUACGAGACGAAAAGCACGUUCUCUCUGAGGAUCGAGGCCACUAAUCGGAAUAUUGACCCCCAGUUCCUGACCUUCGGGCCCUUCAGUGACAUGACGGUCAUAAAGGUCAAUGUAGAAGAUGUGAACGAGCCACCGGUUUUCACCAAUCCAGUCAUUAAGAUGACGGUGUCUGAAGCUGCCAGGGUGGGCACCACCAUCGGCACGGUCUCCGCUCACGACCCCGACUCUGCCAGCAGUGCCAUCAGGUACUCCAUAGACCGGAACACAGAUCUGGAGCGCUACUUUAAUGUGGAUGCUAUGUCUGGGGUCAUCAGCACAGCCAAGCCACUGGACAGAGAGGUCAACUCGGUCCAUAACAUCACCAUCUUUGCCAUGGAGAGCCAGGACCCGUCUCAGGUGGGAAGAGGCAUAGCUGUCAUCACAGUGAUGGACAUAAAUGACAACGCUCCAGUCUUCGCCAUUGAAUAUGAGACACGCAUGUGUGAAAAUGCAUCACCUGGACAGGUGAUCCAGACCAUCAGCGCGGUGGAUAAAGACGAGCCUCCCAGUGGCCAUCGCUUCUACUUCUCCCUCGCUCUUCCUGCAGGCAGCAACCACAACUUCACCCUGAGAGACAACAAAGAUAACACCGCGUCGGUGCUGACGAAGCGGGGUGGGUUCCGCCGGAGGGAGCAGGCUUUGUACCAGCUGCCCGUGCUGAUAGUGGACAGUGGAAGCCCUGCCCUCAGCAGCACUAACACGCUGUCGGUGCGAGUGUGCGACUGCGACGGAGACGGCGUUCCUCAGGCGUGCGGCGCCGUGGCCUACACGCUUCCCGCAGGCCUCAGCACCGGAGCUCUGCUGGCCAUCCUCGGCUGCAUCUUCACUCUGCUGGUUCUCGUCUUGCUGAUCGUGACGAUGCGGCGCCGACGGAAGGAGCCCCUGAUCCUGGACGACGAGCGAGACGUUCGGGAGAACAUCGUCCGCUACGACGAUGAAGGUGGCGGCGAGGAGGACACGGAGGCUUUCGACAUGGUCACCCUUCGCAACCUCAACAUCAUGCGUGAUCCCAAAGUUCGGCGGGACGUCACUCCCGAGACCCCGACCUUCUUCUCCUACCCAUCGUCCUCAGCCUCCAGAGCGGCGUACAAGGUGCUUCCGGACAACAUGCUGUUUCGAGAGUUCAUCUGGGACCGGCUGAAGGAGGCAGACGUGGACCCUACGGCGCCGCCGUACGACUCGCUGCAGACCUACGCCUUCGAAGGCACUGGUUCGGUGGCGGAAUCGCUCAGCUCGCUCGAAUCUCUGAGCUCGGACUCAGAACAGAGCUACGACUACCUCAGCAACUGGGGGCCUCGCUUCAAAAAACUCGCAGACCUGUACGGAACGAUGGAAGGAAGCGGCGUUUUCUCGUAGCCUCGCUCAUCUUCGGGAAAAAACAACUUGACCGAAGUCGAACUAGAGGAGAUGUAUUAGGAGGGCGAGGCGGAGUAAAGUACCUGGGUUCAAACUAGCAUUUAUAGCUUUACCAAGAUGAAUGUUUUAGAACUUUGUUGAACGUUGUGAUCAGUUCUGCUGUGGGUGGAGAAUACAGGAAAGUCCCUGGAUUUAGAUCAUGGCGUACGAGGGAAGGACAGGAGAAAAAAACAGAUUUGAGAUUAGGAAUUUGUUUGUUUACAUGUUUAGGGUUUGAAGUAGUGAGACAUAAUGAGGCUUGGCAGUUCAGAUGCUGUGAUCUGCUAGGCGGGAAAAGCUUUGAGGGAAAGACAUAAAGUGUGAAACCAGGCUUCUGGCCAGCCACAGAAACUCCUCCGUAUCUGAUGGCGGGACUUGAUCUUUUCAUCUUGUCACGUGGUAAAAAGGCCUGAGAACUUCUGGGAUGUUUUCCCUCCCGAAAAAUGCUCCGUCUUUGAACUGUCGACUGAAACUUCUCGUGCGUGAGCUUCGUCAAGAGCGUCAAUGUUCUGUUUUACUUUCCAUUCUUAACGGAACCUUCCUGGAAUCCUGAAUGUGCGAACAAAAGAUCCUUCGUUCAGGAAGGACAGAGACUUUACUUUUCUUCUUCUUCUUUGCUUUUGUUUAACAUAUUGUGACUAGGCUGAUAUGCAGGGCCGGCUCUAGCUUUUUGGGACCCUAAGCAGGAUCUUUCGGGGGUCUCCUCUUCUCCCUAGAUGACGUACUGUCAAAUUAACGAUGACGACACCAAGCUGUCUAAAUCCUAUACAUUCAUAACUGACUGAUUGUGUUUUGCUGAUGACUGGAUGCUUGUUUGGGGUUCUAAUAAGUUACAUUCUUAAAAAGGAUGGUUCUGCAAAUGGUAUUCUGAAAGAGUAGCACUGUAGAACCAUAUACAUAAAGUACACAGAACCACAUACAACACAUUCUCCAUCAGUCAGAUCCCUUUCAUGAUGCAAAGAACCCAUCAAUCAUGCAGAUGGUUCUUUGAGUGUUUAAGGUUCUAUAUAGAACAUCUUCUUUACUAAAGAACUCUUGAAGAACCAUCUUUUUAAGAGUGUAGUCAACAUAGAAACCACUAUAAAGGAGCCCUCAUUUAUAGUAUUUCAUUUUAAGCAGAACGUUCUUAAAGGAGUAUACUAAAUAAUUUGAUAGUGACCCAGCUAGAACUUAUUUGUUCUAAAAACAUUCUGACAGUAUUACACACACGUUCUAUUAAGGUUUUAUGAGGGAUUAUUUCUUUUUUCAUUUCGAACUGAUGGAGAAUGUGUUGUGUGAUUAUAUUUACAUAUGACUUUUGAAAAAGGUUCUAUAUAGCAACUAAAAGAGUAGCAUUGUAGAACCAUAGAACCACAUGCAACACGUUCUCCAUCAAUCUAAACAACGAUUUCACCAUGCAAAGAACUGUUUAAGCAUGAAAUCAUUCUACAUAGAACUCAUGGUUCUAAAUAGAGCUAUUCUCUUUACGAAAGAACCCCUGAAGAACCAUCUCGAGCAUUCUGGAUCUCAGAAGGAGCAGAAAACAUUGACUUUAGCCGUUAUUCAGUUUAUUUUAACUGUCUGUUUGACUUUAUUCAGUGAACUUUAUUAGCUUAGGAACAUUUUUACACACAUUAAUGUAGAGUUUUACACUUAAAUUAGGAAAGUACAUGUCGGCUUGAUUUAGCCCCAGAGAACACAAGGCCUCUCCGAGCCUCCAUACUGUAGAAUCCUCUUUUCCCCAGAAUCUGCUUGCACUUUUACUACAUGUCAAUUCACACAUGUAUAAUCUGAGGUUAUUACAGCUCAUGUUAUAGAAGGUAAAAUGUGCCAGAAUCUUUACUGAUGCAUUCAGGCAGGACUAAAAUCACUGAGAAACAACAGAAGACUUUAGGCAGUUAACCUGCCCUGUUAGACAGACCCCAGAUCUACUAGUUUCUCUCCUACACGCCAAAACAAACACCACAACUUUAAAACCACCUUAAAGCUUUUACUCCUCAUCUCUUUUUCUUCUCCUGUUGCUCUUUUUUUCCCUCACUCCAGCAUCUUAGGCAACACAAUGGCACUGUAAAGUUAUUAAGGGGCCCCCUGGUGGCCACAGGGCCCUCAACCACUGCUUAUGUCGCUUAUUAGGUAGAGCCAGCACUGCUGGUAGGUUCACUCUAGAUCCGAUUUGAUGCCCGGUGGUGAGAUGGUUUGGUGUUCUGCAGAUGUGACCCUGUGGUUUUCGACAGUUCUGUUUUGCUGUUCUAAAUGUCUUAAAUUGUAACGCAGUGAAGCCGGUGGGUAAGACAAGACUGGGUUCUUUGACUCGAACGGGAACGAGUCACAACUUUCGUUUUUGUUUUUCUUACAUUUGUAAAAGAAUUGCACCUCGCUUACUCUUCAAAAGAGACUGUCCGAGGUAUUUUGUUACGUAUCGUUAAAUUCGACUACGAUUUAUGAAAGAAAGGCCUAAUUCUGAAUACAGCAUUCACAAAUCUGAAAGGAAAAGAGCUUCUUGAAGGGAAAACAGCAUAGCUCUUAUUGACAUACCUCCAUCAGCAAGAGAGAAACCAAGGACAGCCGCUGCUUAUGCUGAUUAUGGAUGAGCGAGAAGAAAGGACACCAGCUCGACAGUGGAAGCGAAAGUGAAGGAGUUCUCCAGUGAGGAAACAAAAUGCCUUUUUUAGCCGUUGCUACUGAACUUUGAUGUGUUAUAAUCGAGUCUUUUCUCUAAUUUAUUUUGAAGACACAAGUAAAAGAAAGGAUGUGAAGAAUGUUCGUAAUUUUCUUUCUUUUUUUUUCCUGACAAUAAAAAGGA